AGGAGCUCCAUCAGCCCUCACCAGAUCCGGGCAGACACUUUACACCCAUCAGUGACAUCCUGAUUGAUCCACCACAAUCUUUUGACCUCAUCUCGCGAUUCAAUUGAUUCAGACCGGUACCCGCAAACGGGUGUGGCCAAGAUGGAUGACCCAGCGUCCCGUAUCCCGGGACAGUUGAUCCCGCAUAUGCACCUGGUCUCGCGGAAUCGCUACCCUAACAUGCAUAUGAUGCCGACCGAGACGGCUGUGGAAUACCUGCUGAGCGCGCCCCGAGUCUGCCAGACCCAACCCAUGCAUUGGACCUUUCUGGAUGGACCACAAGAUGGCACCGUGAUGCUCACAUGGCAACCGCUUGCCCACCUGGGCAACAAUUUCGCUAGCGACGGAUACGUCUGGGCCGAUGCGGAGCAGGCUUUCACCUUUGAAGCCCGAGGAUACACUGUUGAAAUGUUCCUCCACCGCAGCGGUUACCACCCUCCCAACGAAAACAUGGCCAGCCACUGUCGCAAGCGCUAUCGCAUCGUCUCCUCCAAAAUCCCGAACGCUCCCCAGCCCGAUCCGUCAUUGUGGAUCGUUCAUUAUUCUCGUGCGCCUCAGCAAGAUCAUAUACCCGCGAGCCGUAUCCCCGUUACACCACAAGUGCAGAGCAUGAUGGGCCAGCGGCGCUAUCUGCAGAGCCAGGGCCAACUUGCUCGCAAAGAAUUCCUCCUCCAUGACCGCAACAAUUGGCCUACGAUCAACUUCCCUCCCCAGAUACCUCCCCAAGGUUUUGCUCAACCACAGGCCGCUGCCUAUGCGAAUGCGCAGGCAGGAAGACCCGGUUUCUACCCACCCCAGGCUCACCCAGGCGCAGUACCACCUGCGCCAGCCCAGGGCAAGGCGCAACGUGCGCACCGUGCUCCGUCGGCAGCGAUGGCGGCGGCAGCGGCAGAUUUCGCCCUUGAGGACGAAGAUGUAGCAAGUGGUGACGUGAUGGAUCUCUUGACUCCUCGCGAGGUGAGCAAGAUGCGAUAUGUACAGCACCAUGAAUGGAUGGAAGAGAUCUUUGCAUCCCACUAUGCAAUUUCACAAAUCACGCCAGUCUCCCUCGGCCUCGGCCGCAAGGGUGAGCUGGAAUCGCUGACAGCGGGAUUCUUUGAUGCACCAGCUGGCGCCGAAGGUCAAGAAGGCCAGGCUCCAGAUGCUACCAAGCUGGAACCCGCCAAGGCAGAGGAGUUUGCCGAUCGCGUCGCGAAGAAGGUGGCCGACAUGACUGCGGAGAUUGAGAAGCUCAAGAAGCAACACGCCCGUCGGAUGGAACGCUUCAACCGCAGUUCACUGUUCAAGGAUGCCGAAUUGCGUCUUCGCGAUGCCGCUGCUGACCCCACGGCGACGGGCACAGAAGUUUGGCGAUUGGAGGGCCGGAUUAUCGUUCCCAACGAGGAGGGCGAGACCCCGCAGCCUGAUUACCUGGAAGAGAAGGCCAAGUACAAGGUGAAUGAUGUCGUUCGCGAGGUUGAAACCGUUUGGAAGAAACAGAUCGUUCCCGAGCCCAAGGUGUCAUGCGUCGAGAAGGGCGGUCUUCUAGAAAAGAUCGAGCCGGAGCAGAAGGAAGAGCCUGAGUCUUUCACUAAUGACAUGGUGAUUGACCAGGCUGAUUCCCAUCUUCUCAACCAGUUCGGUAGCUCCACUGUUGGCGGUACUGCAGCUCCUGCACAGCCGGGUGCCGAGAUCUCUGGGGAUGUGGACAUGGAUAUGGGCAAUCAGCUGGGAGGCGGCGGCACCGCUGGCGAGACUGGCGACUGGGUGAUGGUCAAUAAUGAGAAUAAAGAUGGCAAUGCGGUAGCCGGGGCUGGCGAGGGCAAUCUCGAGAGCGCCAACUUUGAUGAUUUCACCAACAUCGACAGUGCCGGCGACGCUCUAGCGGCAUACACCGAGCAGAACGAUGGGCUGGACUUGCCCGACCUAGACAACUCUGCAUUUGGCGAUGCCUUCCAUGCGUCGGAUAACGAGCACUCGCACAAUCCAGAUGCGGACGAGAUGUCCUAAUCUUGAAACGAGGUUUUGAGAUAUAAUUAACGGAGGCGCUUGCUACGGUUCUAUUUUGCGUUUUCUCUUUUGCUUUUCUUAUUCUGCUUAGCACGCUGCGGGCUACGGUCUGCUUCUGGGUGUUUGUCGGUGUGUUGGGUAGGGUGGUAUGGGAUUUGAAUUGAUGGAAGGUUGCUUUUGCAUCCGGAUGUCUUCUUUGUGUUGUAUGAUAAACUGACAGAGAAAUCUUUGACCCGGCUGAACGUAUCCAGCCCGGGGGACAUCUACAAUAGCUUGGUUAUCUCUUCAUGUAAUUCCUAGAGAUGACUAGCCCUAAGCCUUGAGUAGCAAGCUGUACG
Messenger RNA from Penicillium brasilianum, 2366 nucleotides. NCBI's taxonomy places the organism in Eukaryota, Fungi, Ascomycota, Eurotiomycetes, Eurotiales, Aspergillaceae. The record is from the annotation of a GenBank genome assembly.